CACAGAUGCCCAGUAUGCCACAAACAUUUUUCAAGGUCGUGGUUAUUGAAAGGUCACAUGAGGACCCACACAGGUGAACGACCUUACAAGUGUCAUCACCCGGGCUGCAGCAAGGCAUUUGCCGACAAGUCGAAUUUGCGGUCCCACACACUCAUACACACCGUCAUAGGAAAGAAAUUUGUGUGCGAACGAUGCCAGAGAGCUUUUGCUCAGAAACGAUACCUACACAAACACCAAUUCGAGGUGUGCAAAUUUGUGCCUUAG
Molecule: messenger RNA, 264 nt
Organism: Helobdella robusta
Lineage: Eukaryota; Metazoa; Annelida; Clitellata; Rhynchobdellida; Glossiphoniidae
Exons: 1
Biological process (GO): regulation of transcription by RNA polymerase II
Cellular component (GO): PcG protein complex; transcription regulator complex
Molecular function (GO): RNA polymerase II cis-regulatory region sequence-specific DNA binding; DNA-binding transcription factor activity, RNA polymerase II-specific
Source: RefSeq, a predicted model, not a curated record